AUGGGAUUUAUCCAAAGUUUGCUGCAAAAACUGAAGGCCUACAAAAAGCGGUCGUGCAAAAAACGGGAAAGGCAUCCCGGCAAAUGCCAAAUCGUCAACGGCGACCCCAGCACCAACUGCCGUCUCUAUGGAGAGAGCAUUGAACAGGUUGCCUGGUUUAACUAUCUCGGCAUACCUUUCUGUUCUACCGGCAUCGAAGUCUCCCGUCUCAUCAACCACAACGCCACAAAAACCACUGAUGCUAUGCGCGUGCUCUGGUCCCUCGGUGCUCACCAAUACAGCUUUGGCCUCGGCGUCACCCUUCGUUUGUAUCGCUCAUUCAUCCGCCCAUUCUCGAAUAUGGGUUGGCCAUCGUUACGCUUACCGCAACAAAUCUCAGAAAAUCAAACAAGCUCAAACACGCUGUAUCGGCUGGCACUCAACAUCACUGCCGUCAGUGCCCGAACACCCACAAUACAGGAUUUUGCGUUGGAGAUGGGGAAAGAAGCCCGAGUUUUAAAUCCCAGAGAUCAUAGUUUUUCAUUUUGA
Molecule: messenger RNA, 528 nt
Organism: Zychaea mexicana
Lineage: Eukaryota; Fungi; Mucoromycota; Mucoromycetes; Mucorales; Lichtheimiaceae
Exons: 1
Coding region: 1-528 (175 amino acids)
Source: RefSeq, a predicted model, not a curated record